Molecule: messenger RNA, 5301 nt
Organism: Hypanus sabinus (Atlantic stingray)
Lineage: Eukaryota; Metazoa; Chordata; Chondrichthyes; Myliobatiformes; Dasyatidae
Gene: poli
Product: polymerase (DNA directed) iota
Exons: 9
Coding region: 75-2270 (731 amino acids)
Biological process (GO): translesion synthesis
Molecular function (GO): DNA-directed DNA polymerase activity; damaged DNA binding
Source: RefSeq, a predicted model, not a curated record
GGCUGGGGGAAUAUUUUGGUUGUCCACCUAUUUGCUGUGCGGUUUCCUGGUGCCGCCAGGGUUCCUGGUUUGCAAUGUCUGUGGAGCAACGCGAACGCGGGCCUGACGCGGCUGGCCAACGCUCGGGUCUGCGGGAGGAAGACGAUGAAAGAGAGUGGUGUUGCACGGCUGACGACAGAAAAACCAGCCUUUUGGCCCUUGCAGUGGCCAGCAGUGAGCUAACAGGCAAUUGUUAUAAAGAUGUUUUUCAAGCUGCUGAUCUCCAGGGAUUCAGGGUAAUUGUGCAUAUUGAUCUCGAUUGCUUCUACGCUCAGGUGGAAACAAUGCAGCAUCCUGAAUACCGAGGAAUGCCUUUGGCUGUUCAUCAAAAACACCUGGUGGUCACUUGUAAUUAUGAAGCCAGAAGGUAUGGAGUUAAUAAAAUGAUGUCAGUUAGUGUUGCCAAAGAAAGGUGCCCCGAUGUAAUUCUUAUCUGUGGAGAAGACCUGACCCCUUACAGGGAAGCAUCGUACCAAAUAACAGAAUUGCUGGAGGAGUUCAGUCCACUAGUGGAACGACUAGGCUUUGAUGAAAAUUUUGUCGACAUAACUGAACUAGUGGAGAAGAGAUUGCAACGGAUUGGAAGUGGUGUUGUUCCUGCAGACUUGUUUGUAUCUGGUCAUGUCUACAGUAACCAGGCAUUAAAUCCAGCCGAUGAAAAACAUGUUCGUUUGGCUCUUGGAUCGAAAAUCGGAGAUGAGAUGAGAGGAGCGAUAUACGAACGGAUUGGUCUCACCAGUAGUGCAGGAAUUGCGUCCAAUAAGUUGCAGGCGAAGCUGGUGUCUGGGACAUUUAAACCCAACCAGCAAACAACAUUGUUACCAGAAAGCGUUCUAGACUGUAUGGGGAACCUCAUGCAUCUCAAACAAAUACCUGGGAUUGGUCCUAAAACUGUCAGGCGCCUUGAGUUUCAUGGAGUUCACACUAUUCAUGCUCUGCAAACGUUUCCUUUGGACCUGCUGGAGAAGGAGUUAGGAGUGUGCGCAGCACAGCGAAUACACAAGCUCAGCUUUGGAGAAGAUAAUUAUCCUGUCACCCCCAGAGGUCCACCCCAGUCCCUCAGUAAUGAAGAUUCCUUCCGAAAAUGUUCUUCAUUGGUGGAAAUCCGAACAAAACUUGAAGAGUUACUCAUUAAUCUCCUAAUCAGGUUACAGAAAGAUGGGCGUGUACCACGGACCAUAAGAUUAACAAUUAGACGCUCUUCGGCUACUAACCAAUGGUUCAAUCGAGAGAGUCGACAGUGUCCUGUUCCAAACCAGCUUAUGCCGAAACUUAACACAGGGACCUGUGAACUUGUGCCUCCACUGGUUGACAUCCUAAUAAAGCUGUUGCAAAAGAUGGUGGACACAAGAUAUCUGUUCUUCGUAAGCCUCCUGAAUGUGUGUUUCUCUAAUCUGAUGCAGCCCGCCUUGCCUUCUCCUCUCAAAGGAUCGAUUGGCUUCUACUUAACGCAGAAAUCUCCCGGAAAAUUAGACACAAGUCCAAAGGUAAAAGUAAAAAGGCAGCUUCUCGAACAAUGGAGAGAGUCUGAUGAUUUGGGAGAUGCUACAAGUCCGUUGAAAAAGAAAAGAAAUUUCUUAGAAUCUGCUUCAGAGGACAGUUCUGAUUCAGCCCAGGUGUUCUCAAAUACUGAUCUGCCACCUGGGAUUGACCUGAAUGUAUUUAGAGAACUCCCCGCUAAUAUUCAGAAGGAAAUUAUAUCUGACGCCAGCCGUUCACCGGAUCAGCAGAAAUAUCACAGUCCCCAAAAGCAGAGUAUUGAGAAAACACCUCGUAAAAGCAGCUUUUCCUUCAGGUCUCUCACAGAGGAUCAGAGGAAGUUGCUGGUACCCCCUGAUCCUGAGAGUAAUUUGUCCAAUCCUAGUGCAGUUCACUGUAUUGCUCCAGAUUUUCACAGCAGGAUGUCAGCUGGUCCUGGAAACCACUUGGAGGCACGAGCUGUGCCAGGCCCUUCACCUCCAUGUGAAGUUUUGCAGCCUGCUAAGAGGGCUCCUGAGGCACCCACCGAUCAAAGUUCCCCACCCUUCCCCAACAAUGUGGAUGCAAAGGUGUUCUCACAAUUGCCAGCUGAACUUCAGAAAGAACUUCUCGGGGAAUGGAAACAGCAAAGGAUUAUGUCGAAGGUAGAUGUAACAAAACGAGACAGCAAAGUCAAACCCAGCACAGGACCCAGACACUGCCAAAAGACUCCCAAGUCCAACAGUAUUCUAAGGUACUUUAGCAAAAGGUAGAACUCAAGCUUGAUGUGUUUAUAGUGUACCACAAAACAAGAAUAACCUCUUCAAAAGUGUAUAUUGCAGAACUGAAAGGACCGGUACUGGAAAUUGAGACAAGUCACAACUACUGCUAAUAGAACAGAAAACAUCCCAGCACAGUACAGGCCCUUCGGCCCACGAUGUUGUUCUGACCUUUUAACCUACUCCAAGAUCAAUCUAAUCCCUCUCUCCUACAUAACCCUCCAGUUUUCUUUCAUCCAUAUGCCUAUCUAAGAGUUUCUUAGAAGUCCCUAAUGUAUCAGUCUCUAUCACCCACCACUCUCUGUGUAAAAUAAAAACAACUUGCUUUUGAAAUUCCCCCUGUACUACCCUCCAAUCACAUUAAAAGUACAUCUUUACAUUUUGGCUAUUUCCACCCUCGGAAAAAUGCACUGGCCGUUCAUACGCCUAUCAUCUCUACCAAAUCUAUCUACCUAUCUAUCAAAUCACUGGACGUCCUUCUUCACUCUGAAGAGAUAAACCCUAGCUCAUUGAACCUUUCCACAUAAAGGUAUGCUCUGUAAUCAAAGCAGCAUCUUAGUAAAUCUCCUCUGCACCCUCUCCAGAACUUCCACAUCCUUCCUACAAUACCAGAUCUGAAAAUAUUCCAAGUGUGGUCUAACCAGGGUCUUAUAGAACUGCUCUUGAACUCAGUCUCACAACUAAUGAAGGUCAACGCACUAUACAUCUCCUUAACAAACCCAUGAACGAUAAAUUCUAAUUUUAGUGGGAAGGAUUCUUCUCAAGUUCAAGUUCAGUUUAUAGUCAACCAUACACUACCAAGUGAAACAAUGUUCCUCCGGACCAAGGUGCACAACAAAGUACAUAUACCUUAUACACAUAACACAUAAAGUAAUAUUACCUCAAAUAAAUUAACAAAUAUUAAACAAAUAAUAAUUUACAAAAUAAGUUAAAAAGUAAAGAGUAUAAAUCUACUGGCACUUCAUACAUGAUGAGACCUGGGUGGUGGCAGGGAGUUCAAUAGACAUGGCCUAGGGGAAGAAGCUGUUACUCAGCCUAACAAUUCUUGUCCUAAUGCUAUGGAAUCUCCUGCCUGAUGGUAGAGCAGGGGAUCCCAACCUUUUUUUGUGCCAUGGACCAAUAGCAUUAAUCAAAGAGGUCCAUGGAUCCUUGGCAGGGAACUCCUGUGAUAGAGGGUCAAACAAGUUGUUGGAUGGAUGGGACCAAUCAUUGGUAAGAGCUCUGCAUAUGCAGUGUUCCUGACAAAUGUUUGAAGUCAAAGGAUCUUUUCCAAAUGUAGUAAUACAGAGGAUCUAAUUCUGUCUACAUUUGGCAAAAGUGAAGAAAUACAAAACAGAGAUUUAAUUACCUUCUUCCUCUUCUCACCUGCAUCUCUCCAGAGGGGACGGGCAGGCAGUGACUCCCAGGUAAUAACAAUGGUGCUUGUGUUUUGGACAGUAAAAUCUAGGAAAGUUCUGAUGUAGGAAAUAAAGUGAACACUGAGAAAUGGAAGCCCAAUCACGAAGUCUAUCCUUAAAGCCGGGAACAGUUGAAAUUUUAAAGCAGAAAUAUCAAUUUUCAAAGAAGGAAGCUGCUGUUCAAAGUAAAUUUAUCAUCAAAGUACAAAUGUGUCACCAUAUACACUCUGUGAUUCAUUUCCUUAUAGGCAUUCACAAUAAACACAAUAGAAUCAACAGAAAAACCACACAACAAUCAAUAUGCAAAAGACAAUGAACUGUACAUGUACAAAAAAAGGUGAUAAUAACAAAUAAGUAAGCAAUAACUAUUGAAAAUGUGAACUGUAGAGUACUUAAAAGUGAGUCCAGAAGUUGUUCUUAGGUUGACUAAUCAGUUCAAAGUUGGGGUCAAUGUAGUUCAAGAGCCUAAUGGUUGAAGGAUAAUAACUGUUCCUGAAACUGAUGUUCUGGGAGUUGAGGCUCCUGUAUCUCCUUCCUGCUGGCAGCAGUGAGAAGAGAGCAUGGUCUGGAUUGUCAGGGUCCCUGUUGAUACAUGCUGCUUUCCUGCAACAAUGCUUUAUGUAGAUGUGCCAAAUGGUGGGGAGGACUUUACCCGUGAUGGUCUGGGCCAUAUCCACUACUUUUUGAGGGUUUUCCCCAUUCAAAGUCAGUGUGUUUCCAUACCAGGCCAUGAUGCAAUCAGCUAAUAUACUCUAUAGCAGUUUAUCUGAGUUUAAGAUGACGUACCAAAUCUGCACGGACUUCUAAGGAAGAGCUGCCUUUGUAACGGCACUUGUGUGCUGGACAGGCCUAGGCCAGGCCCAUGUGUAACAGCUCGUGUAUUAUGUUCAGCGUUUUAACCUUAAAAAGUAUAUCAAAAAUCAACGUUAUUUGCAAUAUCCAUUUACAUGUAUUAGGAAUUUGCUGUGGUGUGUUAGAGCGACAUACAAAGAAAUUCAACAAUUAUAAAGAAUAAAGGUUAAAGAAUGGAUAUGAAACAAAAUAAGCAUAAAUACAGAAAUACCAGCAUGUAUUUACAAUAUAAGCAGUAUUAUAAAAAGUGAUUGAAAGUGUUUACAGUGGAGUGAUUUUGGGGCGGGGCUGUCUAUGGUAAUAGAGAGGGGUGCUGUGGCAUGGAACGAACUAGAAUGGUUGAUCAGAUUAACUGCCUGGGGAAGAAACCUUUAAGAUGGUGUGAAGUUUUUGUUUAAUAGCCUAUCGCACUUUCCAGAAGUGAGCUUUUGGAAAAGGCAGUUUACAGAAUGGGUUGUAUCCACGUUAUUUCCUGCCUGCUUCUUUGUCCUGCUCACACAAAAGUUCUGCGGUGACGGUAGACUGUUUGCCAAUAUGACUGUACUUGGACAUGACAAUGAAACAAAAUGACUGAAAGCAACGUUCUUGAAUGCUCGCAGUGUUCCUAAACAUGUGGUGUCCUUCAAAGAAAACAUUAGAUGUGCAGUGGAAUGUGUGGUCUGUGUUGCAUGGCACGUCAGCUGUGUCUGUUUGCCAAUUCAACAGAUUGCCGUGAUAGUGUUGCUAUGAUUGUUAUAAACUCACUGUGUUUACAAAAAUAAAGUUAACUGAUUGAA